Mercurialis annua (annual mercury) is the source of this 621-nucleotide messenger RNA. RefSeq lists its product as uncharacterized. Gene Ontology annotation, cellular component: U5 snRNP; U2 snRNP; precatalytic spliceosome. Gene Ontology annotation, molecular function: RNA binding. The record is from RefSeq and is a predicted model, not a curated record. Gene Ontology annotation, biological process: spliceosomal snRNP assembly; mRNA splicing, via spliceosome. Lineage: Eukaryota; Viridiplantae; Streptophyta; Magnoliopsida; Malpighiales; Euphorbiaceae. The transcript is spliced from 6 exons. The coding region runs from base 138 to 404 and encodes 88 amino acids.
CCCUAAACUUUCUCUUUCGUCUCUCUAAUUCUUCGAACCAAAACCCCUGCUACUCUGCCACCACCAUCUCCGGCAACCCACCUCGCCAACCACCGUUACAAGCGUUUCAGGCAGGGGAAGAAUCAACUCUCGCAACCAUGGCUAGCACUAAAGUCCAAAGGAUUAUGACCCAACCCAUUAACUUGAUUUUCAGGUUCCUUCAAAGUAAAGCUCGCAUUCAGAUUUGGCUUUUUGAGCAGAAGGAUUUGAGGAUUGAAGGUCGAAUUAUUGGCUUUGAUGAGUAUAUGAAUUUGGUUCUUGAUGAUGCUGAGGAGGUCAAUGUCAAAAAGAAGACCAAGAAAAUCUUAGGGAGGAUUCUUCUUAAAGGAGACAACAUUACUCUGAUGAUGAAUUCGGGAAAAUGAUGAUCGACCUGGAAACUGCGGAUUUCUUCAUUGAGUUAUAUAUGAUCUGUACUGCUGUAUUGAACAUCGAAACAUGAUUUAAUUUGCUCUGUAGGUGAUUAGUGCAGGCGCUAAACGGGGUAUGAAUCCAGUAAAUUGUGUUAAAAGUAUGAGAUACAUUGUUAAUUCAGUCUGGAAAAAUCAUUAUCCAUUGCAAUCUAUAGCAGGAUUAUCUUUA